Molecule: messenger RNA, 504 nt
Organism: Anopheles nili
Lineage: Eukaryota; Metazoa; Arthropoda; Insecta; Diptera; Culicidae
Exons: 2
Coding region: 1-504 (167 amino acids)
Source: RefSeq, a predicted model, not a curated record
AUGAUUAAUCGAACUAACUUCCUUCGGCUGAACAAUACAAAGCAGUACACAUUCAGAAUAACGAAAUAUGUUUGUACCGGAGCACCGUAUAAAAGAAGUAACCUACAUUAUUGCAAAACGAUUUUACGUCGCAAUCAACCGACCAUGAUCAACGUAUCCCUCACUGUGCCAGAGGAGGUGUACAUCGGUUGGGUAGUGGUCAAAUUGUACUACAAGUUUGCUACAUACCAACCCUUCUUGAUCGAUGCGGUGUUUGAAGCAUGUGAAUACCUAAAAAAUCGUCCCAUCAAUCCGGUAGUAACUUAUGUGAAGGAUAUAAUGCAGGAAACUGCACCAAGCCUAAUGUCACUUUGUCCUCAUGGACAUACUCCUCGAUCUGUCCCCGCAGGAGAAUAUCGAUUGGACAUAACGUUUUCGCUCCACGAUAACGUGACGGCAUUCGCAUUCGAAACCUACAUCAUAGCACGACGAAAGGGUAUCAUCGGAUCUAUGAUUGAGUGGUGA